Molecule: messenger RNA, 1529 nt
Organism: Lytechinus variegatus (green sea urchin)
Lineage: Eukaryota; Metazoa; Echinodermata; Echinoidea; Temnopleuroida; Toxopneustidae
Product: putative methyltransferase DDB_G0268948
Exons: 7
Coding region: 310-1119 (269 amino acids)
Molecular function (GO): S-adenosylmethionine-dependent methyltransferase activity
Source: RefSeq, a predicted model, not a curated record
UUUUUUUACAUGUGCUAUAUAAAUCUUGAAUUAUCAUCGUCAUCAUCACCACCAUCAUGUAUAUGGAGCAAUAUCGACAGGAAUUCUGCAACGUGCCAUCUAAAACAGUCAACACGAUUUAUUCAGAUUUUUUUAUUCUCUUCAGAUUGAACAACUUAGUUAUUUCGACCUUUGAUUCUGAUCUUGAAUAAAUACAUCCCAGAGGUUCAAGCAAUUAAUAUGAUCAAUUCAUCGGUAUACAUGUAUACAGAUUAUACAGAGUAACACCACGUACCCGAAAUAAGUAUAACUGAUUUUUAUGACUCCACCAUGUCAAACCGAUUUUUUGAAGGUGCUUCACACGCGGAUCAGUAUAUUAAAUUCAGGCCUACCUAUUCCGAAGAAGUAUGUCAGAAGAUUUUACGAUUUCUAAACGAAAAGAGCCCCCCUCCCCAUCAGCUGCUUGUAGAUGUUGGUUGUGGAUCUGGCCAAGGGACCUAUGGCUUGAGCUCACAAUUUGAACGCGUCAUUGGAUUUGACGUGAGCCCUGCACAGGUAGAGGCGGCAACGAAGGCAAAUACUGUCCCCAACGUUGAAUUCAAAGUAUCACCAGCGGAAACUCUACCUUUGGACGACCACUCUGUGGAUCUGAUCACGUGUUUCGAGGCUGUGCAUUGGUUUGAUUUUGAUAAGUUCUGUAACGAAUGUAGACGAGUCUUGAAACAAAAUGGCUGCCUGGCUAUCAUCAACUAUGGAGAUUAUAAGAUCGAACACGUGGAUGAACGUAUCAGGAAAAACCUGGAACGAUAUUUCAAAGAGCUUGAAAAAGACCUUGAAAAGUUUUGGCUUUCAGAAGGAAAAUUUGCACAAGAUGGUCUGCCUGGAUUACAUUUACCCUUCCCACAAUCCUUCAGAGAUGAGUCUCUGCAGCUUAGAUGUAAAUGGUCCGUUUCCCAAAUAAGUGGUUUUAUCAGAAGUUCUUCUGCAUUUCAGCGACAGUUAAAGACUAACCCAUCCGAUCAAGUUCUAAAGGACUACCAAAGCAAGGUCAUGUCAGCUGUAGCUAGCCCAAGUUCAUCACCGGAUGACGUCAUUCUUAAUAUCGUCUGGCCUCUCACGUUACUGUUGGGAAGAACAUAAUGAAAUACACUUGAAGAGAUGGACAAAAAGGGGGUUUAUGGAUCUACCCCCCCCCCCUCCUGUUAUAGCUACGUUAGUAGCCGUGGAUCCUAGAAUAUUCCGUUUGCAAUAUUAGUGAAAAUGAUGAGUUACAGACAUAGCGUUUUCGAUUGAGAUAUAUAUUUUUUUUUUUUGGGGGGGGGGUGUUCUCCAGGUAAAUACGAACAUUAUCCUCGAUCAUGUCGAUCGUCUUUGUCAUCAUCAUCAUCGUUUUCAUGGUCAGUAUCGUCAUCAUCAUGACCAUGAUCAUCAUCAUUUUUUUUUCUUUUAUCCUCUUAAUCGAGGUAUUUAUUCACAAUAACAUGUACAUUUAUAUACAAACAAUAAAAAAAAAACAAUUCAAUUCAAUAAUGCAAUAAUUUUUUGGAUAU